Messenger RNA from Diatraea saccharalis (sugarcane borer), 1318 nucleotides. The record is from the annotation of a GenBank genome assembly. Lineage: Eukaryota; Metazoa; Arthropoda; Insecta; Lepidoptera; Crambidae.
GUAUUCUUACGUUUGAUCGUUGAUUUGUCGAAACGUAAUAAUUUGCAAAAUCGUGAUAAUGUUGACCAAGUUUUUAUUCCUUCAAAUCGUAGGUUUAUUCUUUAAACUUAUAGUUGCAGAAUGGAAUACGCAAGAUUAUGAACGAAGAGAGCAUUCUCUUACAAAACCUUACCAAGGUAGCAGCAUGUCAGUACCUUACUGGGAUUUCUUAGGCAGCACGAUAGUUACAUCGAAUUACGUACGACUAACGCCAGACUUACAAUCGAAAUCUGGCGCUAUCUGGAACACAGUACCAUGCUACACUCGCAACUGGGAGGUGCAAGUCCAAUUCAAAGUCCAUGGUCGUGGUAAAGACUUAUUUGGUGAUGGCCUUGCUUUAUGGUAUGUGAGAGACCGAAUGCAGACUGGCCCAGUAUUCGGCAGCAAGGAUUACUUCUAUGGACUGGCUAUUAUUCUUGAUACAUAUAGCAACCACAAUGGUGCACACAAUCACCAGCACCCGUACAUAUCGGCGAUGAUAAACAACGGGUCGCUACACUACGAUCAUGACAGAGAUGGCACGCACACGCAGCUGUCGGGCUGCGAAGCUAAGUUCAGAAACUACAACCACGACACGCAUAUAUAUAUAGUUUAUAAGGAUGACACACUUAUAGUGUCAACUGAUCUCGAAGGGAAAAAUGCCUGGAAGGAAUGUUUGAAAGUAGAAAAUGUCCUCUUGCCGACUGGUUAUUAUUUCGGCGCUUCAGCCACUACGGGAGAUCUGAGUGACAACCAUGAUAUUAUCGCUAUUAAGAUGUACGAAUUGGACUUGCUAGAAACGCAAAAUAGAGAUGAAGACAGGUCACAUAUCAUCCCGUCCGCUGCAUCGUUUGAAGCACCACGCGAUAGAGUGGAGGACGCGAAACCAGCUAUGUCUGGAAUUAAAACUUUCCUUUGGAUGAUGGCAGUCGCAAUUGUGAUUAUAGUAAUAGUUGUUUUGGGAAUUAUGUGGUACCAGAAAAGGCAAGAACAAUCGCGAAAGAGGUUGUAUUGAUUUAUCAAAGUACCAAACGUAAGAAGGAAUGGAAUAGUUGUCUUUUUGUAAGUGAAGUGUAUUGAUGAUGAGUGGCUUCGAUGAUGGUCAACGGGACAGAUGUUUAGAUGACGAAACUUAGAACAUUUUUUCUGUCAUGUGUAAUGGCCGUGGGUAUAUUAAAAAUAAAUAUUAUAUACAUAAAGAGGUGAGCAACAUGCUAUCCUAAUUUAAUAACCAGAUGGAAUAUUUUACUAAUUAAUCAAAAGAAUGAUCAAAAACCAUCAUAUAUAUUGCUCAGAACAU